Molecule: messenger RNA, 732 nt
Organism: Phytophthora infestans T30-4
Lineage: Eukaryota; Oomycota; Peronosporomycetes; Peronosporales; Peronosporaceae
Exons: 2
Coding region: 1-732 (243 amino acids)
Source: RefSeq, a predicted model, not a curated record
AUGGUAUUGCUUUAUGGUGAAGGUGGAUCAGGUAAAUCGUUAUUGAUGAAUCUUCUUAAAGCAAUUUGGGGAUUAAAAGAAUAUUCUCAAAAACAAGUAUUAUGCUGUGAUGAUAUGGAUAAUCUUGCUAAGACUUUACCAAAGGCUGAUUUCUUGAGUAUGGCUACUCCUGAAUCCAUUUCAUGUCCGGUCAAAGGAAAACAGCGUUUAGUCAUUGUGCUUGAUUGGAAUAUUGGAGCUAUUCUUAAUGACAACAAGCUACCAAACUACAAGGAUGAGUCAGGGGAAGUGGUUCGUCGUUUCAUGGUCGCUAACUUUAUGAAUAUCAUUCCUGAAGAAAGGGAGAACACAAUUUUUGAGAAUGAUAUCAAAGAUCAGGAAUUUGGCGUCUUUCUACACCGCUGUCGAUCAGCCUAUUUAAAGUUUUAUUUCAAAUAUAAGAUCAAAGGAGUUGAGUCGUUCUGUCCAGUCUCAUUCAUUGAAAACCGCAACCUUCUUCGUAUGGCUACCAACUACACCUACCAAUUCAUCUCCGAGAAAUGUACAUACGAAGAAGGUGCUUCUAUCAGUGUUUCUCAAUUGAAUAAAGCCCUGAAAGCGUAUAUCAAGGAGCGAUAUGAAAUGAAGCAAACGUCAAAAGAUACGAUCAAUAUCUCAAAUUUGAUGCUCGUUGAUGCGAGGUUUGUAGAAAAGAAGCUGAAUAUCUGUAAGAGCGUCGCAAGGCGCACAUAA